Macrosteles quadrilineatus (aster leafhopper) is the source of this 1389-nucleotide messenger RNA. RefSeq names its product carbonic anhydrase 2-like. The transcript is spliced from 7 exons. NCBI's taxonomy places the organism in Eukaryota, Metazoa, Arthropoda, Insecta, Hemiptera, Cicadellidae. Gene Ontology annotation, molecular function: zinc ion binding; carbonate dehydratase activity. Gene Ontology annotation, cellular component: cytoplasm. The record is from RefSeq and is a predicted model, not a curated record. The coding region runs from base 152 to 1285 and encodes 377 amino acids.
CAUUGUUGGUUUUAUUGUCAUUUGGUUAAAUUUUUUGUCAAGACAUCUCAAGUUUCAAGAUAAACAAUUUUUAACAUUGGUUUUUUAGUGCCGUAUAAAAUUUCUUUUGUUGUUCUUAACGUUCUUGGUGCUAUUCAGUUCAAAAUUCAAAAUGUUAUCAGAAGAACACAAAUCAGAAAAUAUUAAUGCGCUGGAGGCAAACAAGAAUUUAAUAAGAGAUAGAGGUGCUGACGACGGAUUGCUUUUGUCUCCCAUUGAUCUGGCGAUCGGUGUGACUCAACCGCUGCAGCUGGAGCCCUUGCGUUGGUUCAACUUUCAGGAUGUGCCUCUACUCAUGAGGUUAACAAACUGUGGGGAUACAGUGAUUGUCAGUGGGAAGUGGGGUAGAGAGAGGCCGUAUCUCAACGGAGGUGCUCUGGAGGGAAACUACGUCUUUUCCCAGAUCCACUUCCACUGGGGCUCCUCGGAACAUGAGGGCAGUGAGCACACAGUGCGAGGAAUCUGCUAUCCAAUGGAGAUGCACGUUGUAUUCUACAAAACUGAAUACCUAACACAGGCCGCAGCCCUGAGACAUGAUGAUGGCAUUGUUAUACUUGCCUAUCUGUUUAGGCUGCAGGCCCACUCGUCGCCCGGGCUGCACUGGUUGGCAGGACAGCUGCAAGGCGUAGCGGAGCCUCACACCUCCUCGCAAGUGUCACCUCUGCCUCUAGCCUCACUACUGGUGCCUUUCACAUCAGACUACAUCACGUACAGUGGGGCAGUGAAAAGCAAACAGCAAUGCCGCCAUUCUGUCAUGUGGCUCGUGUCCCGCGCUGCGCUUGCUGUGUCUUCAGAGGAUCUGAAUUUGUUCAGAUGCCUUCUGAACACAAAGAAAGAAGCUAUGGUAAAGAACUUCCGAACGACAAGCCCAGUUGCAGGAAGGACUAUCUUUCAUGUAAACCCUUCGACAGAUCUAAACAACUUGCUGUUGCCAGGAGCAGCUAGUCCUCCUUGCCAUACGGUGAUGGUACACUGCGCUCUUACACCAUCUGUGGAGCAGACGGAGAGAACUGUGUUUGAGAAAGGGGACAGCCACGAGCUUGCAGAAGAAUCGAUCCGAGGCAAAAGCAAGCCAGAAAAACAUACAAAGUCAAGAUUACCAAUUCCUGCAGCAAGACAGGGAUUGGUACGAAGCAAUAAAAAGGUGAUAGAAUCUCGGUAUGCAAGUUACUUUCGACCGGACACUGCGCCUCUAUACAAGACAAGACCCCAGACACCAACAGCUAGGCCUUCCACACAGAGAUAAACAGAUCAUAAUGUCUAAACAUUAAAUAUAAACAAACCUAUAAAUGUAUUGUAAAUUGUUUGUACAUUCUGUUGAUAUAGUAAAUUAUCUUUUAAAGAAUUUAA